CCAUUCCUUCUGAUUCAGAUUCUCUCUGACAUUCACACUAUUUCUGCUUCAUUUUGUUAUCUGCAGAUUUUCUGUUUGUACACUUAUGCAAACGUGGAGUUUUGUAAUUUAGCCGUCAUGUCUUAUGACAGAUAUCUUGCCAUCUGUUGUCCUCUACAAUAUAACACACAUAUGACAUCUAACAAGGCCUUUAUCUUUAUUGCUGUGGUAUGGUUGUAUUCUUUUGUUAAAUUCAUGAUAACUUUAUCUUUAAACAUCCACCUGACACUUUGUGGAAACAUCAUAAAGAGUUUUUAUUGUAAUAACCACCUGAUUGUAAAGUUGGCAUGCUCUGACACCAAAGUGAACAACAUUUAUGGACUUUUCGCCACCGCUGUCUCCAUCUUAGUUCCUCUGCUUCCAAUCCUUUUUUCUUACAUGACAAUUCUUAAAAUUUGUUUCUCUGGUUCCAGACAGACGAGACAGAAAGCUGUCAGUACCUGCACACCUCAACUCACUUCUCUCAUUAACUUUUCUUUUGGGUGUUACUUUGAAAUACUUCAAACUAGAUUUGAAAUGAACAAUGUUCCCCGUGAGCUGCGAAUAAUUCUGUCAGCAUAUUCCUCAGUACUGCAACCAAUUUUGAAUCCUGUCAUGUUUGGCAUGCAAAUGUCCAAAAUCCGAAACACAUUUAAAGGUCUGUUCUGUUGUAAAAUGUUCACUGGUCACAGAGAUUCGAUGUAA
Molecule: messenger RNA, 723 nt
Organism: Larimichthys crocea (large yellow croaker)
Lineage: Eukaryota; Metazoa; Chordata; Actinopteri; Sciaenidae
Product: olfactory receptor 2A14-like
Exons: 1
Biological process (GO): G protein-coupled receptor signaling pathway; detection of chemical stimulus involved in sensory perception of smell
Cellular component (GO): membrane
Molecular function (GO): olfactory receptor activity; G protein-coupled receptor activity; odorant binding
Source: RefSeq, a predicted model, not a curated record